Gigantopelta aegis is the source of this 7193-nucleotide messenger RNA. RefSeq names its product echinoderm microtubule-associated protein-like 6. The transcript is spliced from 37 exons. Gene Ontology annotation, molecular function: microtubule binding. Lineage: Eukaryota; Metazoa; Mollusca; Gastropoda; Neomphalida; Peltospiridae. The record is from RefSeq and is a predicted model, not a curated record. The coding region runs from base 52 to 5973 and encodes 1973 amino acids.
UGUCUAGUUGAAACACGUUACGACAGACAAGUCUUGCAACCUUUUCCGAUCAUGGCUGACAAGACAGCACCCACAUCUCAGCUCCGACUGGAAUGGGUGUACGGUUACAGGGGUCACCAGUGUCGCAACAAUUUAUUUUACACUGCAAGCAAAGAUAUUGUUUAUUUUGUAGCCGGUGUUGGUAUUGUUUACAACUUGAGAGAAAACAAACAGAGGUUUUUCCUUGGCCAUGACGACGAUAUUGUCAGUUUAACUUUACACCCAGACAGAACUCUGGUUGCGACUGGUCAGAUUGGUAAAGCUCCUUACAUCUGUGUCUGGGAUUCUGUAACCAACAGCACAGCCUCCAUUCUUAAAGAUGGUCACGAGAAUGGUGUCGGGGCUCUCGGCUUUGACAAAGACGGCCAUAGAUUGGUUUCUGUUGGAAUGGACCAGCAUUCCACUAUCAAUGUGUGGGAUUGGAGGAAAGGCAAAAUCAUCUCAACUGUGCGAGGGCAUUCUGACAAGGUAUUUGAUGUACAGUUCAACCCAUUCCUGCCUAAUACCAUUGUCUCCUGUGGGGUUAAGCACAUCAAGUUUUGGUCUUUGUGUGGGAAUGCUCUCACCCCUCGAAAGGGUGUGUUUGGAAGUGCUGGAGAAAUACAGACCAUUCUGUGUUUGGCAUUUGGGCCUGAUGACCUGACGUAUAGCGGCACCCUUGGUGGUGACAUCUAUAUCUGGAAGGGAAGCAACUUGGAUCGUGUUAUUUCAGGCGCUCACAAGGGCCCUGUCUAUUCUCUUCAUAUGAGUGACGAUGGAUAUGCUAGUGGAGGCAAAGACAGCUGUGUUAAAAUGUGGGAUGCAGAUUUCAAGCCGGUUGUUUCAGUGAACCUUGCAAAUGCUCCUGAUGGAUAUAAAGGUUUAAGUAUUAGAAGUGUCUGUUGGCGUGGCGACCGUUGUUUGGCGGGCACCCAGGAUAGUGAAAUAUUUGAGAUUGUUGUGAAGGACAGAGAUAAGCCUCAGUGUCUGGUUCAGGGUCAUGCUGAGGGAGAGUUGUGGGCCUUGGCAGUUCAUCCAAGGAAGCCCAUGUUUGCUACUGGCAGUGAUGACCAGACAUUAAGAUUGUGGAAUAUGGGCAACUAUGACCUGCUGUCAAAGACUACGCUUGAACACAAGAUCCGUUCAUGUGCAUUUGACAACGAUGGGCAGCAUAUUGCUGCAGGGUUCACCGACGGUUCCUUCAUGGUGCUCCGAUCAAGGGAUUUGACUGAGGUUGUCCACAUCAAGGACAGAAAGGAGGUGAUUCAUGAGAUGAAGUUUUCCCCUUGUGGUCAUUUUCUGGCUGUUGCGUCCAAUGACAAUUUUGUUGACAUCUACUCCACUGAGCAGCGAUACAAGCGGGUGGGCACCUGCAGUGGUAGUUCGAGUUUCAUCACCCACAUUGACUGGUCGGAUGACAGCAAACACCUGCAGACAAACAGUGGGGCCGCAGAGAGGCUCAUCUUCAAAAUGCCUACUGGUAAGCAAGCCACGAACAAGGAGGAAAUAGCCAGCAUUCACUGGGCAACCUUCACUGGGGUGUUGGGACCCGAGGUGAACGGCAUCUGGGAGAAAUACACAGACACAAAUGAUGUGAACGCAGUUGAUGCAAAUUUCACGGCUCAAGUUGUAGCUACAGCAGAUGAUUUUGGUCUCGUCAAACUCUUCAGGUUUCCCUGUCUGAAAAAAGGAGCUAAGUUCAGAAAGUACGUUGGCCACUCUGCUCAUGUGACGAACGUGCGGUUCGCGGCAGACAAACAUCGGGUUAUAUCUACAGGUGGAGCUGACCAUUCAGUCUUCCAGUGGAGGUUCCUGCCAGAAGGAACCACUGAAGAUGAUUUGCCUGAAGCCAUCAAUGCCUAUGUGGACUCUAACAGUGAGGACAGUGACUCAGACAUGUCUGAUAUCGGUGAGCUCGAUUCUGAUCUGGAGAGAGAGAAGCAGGUUCGCUAUGACCGUGUCCUGUACAAGGAAGACACGGCCAACUUCAAAAAGCUGAUGCGGCAGGAUAUGAAACCAGGAGUGAAGAGGAAACGAGGACCAACAAACAGCUUGAAACUGGAAUACGUUCAUGGGUACCGUGGCUAUGACUGUCGUAACAACUUGUUCUACACCCAGAAUGGUGAGAUUGUGUACCACGUGGCUGCUGUAGGUAUUGUGUACAACAAGGAGAAAAACCAACAGCGAUUCUACCUGGAGCACACAGAUGAUAUCCUGUGUCUUUGUAUCCACCCAAUCAAAGACCUCAUUGCCACGGGACAGGUUGGAAGGGAUCCAUCAAUUCAUAUCUGGGAUGCUGAGACGUUGAAAACAGGGGCCAUUUUAAAAGGUCAUCAUCAGCGAGGGAUAUGUGCCCUGGAUUUUUCAGUUGAUGGGAAGAAGCUGGUGUCUGUUGGCUUGGAUGACAACCACAGUGUAGUUGUGUGGGACUGGAAGAAGGGUGAAAAACUUGCAUCCACCAGGGGUCAUAAGGACAAAAUCUUUGUGGCAAAGUGGAAUCCCUUUGAUAACAACAAACUGGUAACCGUUGGAGUGAAACAUAUCAAGUUCUGGAGCCAAGCAGGAGGUGGUUUCACCUCUAACAGAGGCACCAUGGGGAAGGUUGCCAAGCUCUGUGACAUGUUGUGUGUCUCGUAUGGGAAGACGGCAGACACUUGUUUCUCUGGUGGCAGUGAUGGUAAUGUCUUCAUUUGGAAUGGAAACAUCCUGCAGAAAACAGUGAAAGCUCAUGAAGGACCUGUGUUUGCCAUGCAUUCAUUGGACAAGGGUUUUGUGACAGGAGGUAAAGAUGGAGUGAUCGGCCUGUGGGACGACCAGUUUGAACGGUGCCUCAAGAACUACGCCAUCAAACGUGCAUCCAUAACUCAGGGAUCUAAUGGCAUGUUGAUCUCCGAGUCUCCCGCUGUCAGAGCCAUCGUGCUGGGCCAUGGCAAGAUACUCGUGGGCACAAAGAAUGGCGAGAUUCUGGAAAUUGACAAAGCAGGACCUAUCUCGAUUAUUUCUCAGGGUCACAUGGAGGGUGAGGUGUGGGGUUUGGCUGUCCACCCAUCUCUUGAUGUGUAUGCCACUGUCAGUGACGACCGAACACUGCGACUGUGGGAGGUUUCUACAGAACACAAGAUGCUCAACUACAAAGAACUGAAGCAGGCAGGUCGUUGUGUGGCAUUCUCCCCAGAUGGGAAAGCAAUUGCUGUUGGACUUAAAGAUGGUAGUUUCGUGGUCAUCAAUGCUGAGACGAUGGAUGAUAUCAUCAGUAAUCAUCACAGGAAAGAAGAAAUUUCAGACAUCAAGUUUUCUCCCGAUGUAGGAAAAUACCUAGCUGUUGCAUCCCAUGACAACUUUGUUGACCUCUACAAUGUGAUGAGCACAAAGCGAGUUGGAACAUGCAAGGGAGCUUCUAGCUAUAUUACACACAUUGACUGGGACACCAGAGGAAAAGUACUGAUGGUAAACUCUGGUGCCAAGGAGCAGCUAUUCUUUGAGGCUCCGAGGGGUAAAAGGAUCACACUGAGAUCUCAGGAGAUCGAGAAAUUUGGCUGGGACACGUGGACAUGUGUUCUUGGUCAUACAUGUGAGGGUAUCUGGCCACCCAAGUGUGACGUCACCGAUGUGAAUGCUGCAACCUUGUCACGGGAUGGAAGUCUUCUGGCAACUGGAGACGAUUUUGGAUUCGUGAAGCUUUUCUGUUACCCAGCUAUUGGCAAGUAUGCCAAGUUCAAAAAGUAUGUGGGUCACAGUGCCCAUGUGACGAAUGUCCGAUGGACUCGCAACAACAAGCACCUGAUCAGUCUAGGAGGAGCAGACACCUCGGUUCUGGUGUGGUCUCACAUCGGCAUGUCUGACGCUCGCACCAAUGCUUGUGGGGAGAGCGAUGACUCCGACACUGAUGAUGAAGAGGAAGGUUAUGACAGUGAUGUAGAGAGGGAGAAGAAAAUGGACUACACGUCAAAGAUUUAUGUAAAUCCAAUAAUGGAGAAAGAAGGGGUCCGACCUCACCUUCAAGAUAUGCAGCAGUUAGCAAAACUAGCUGUGCAAAUCAAGCGGCUUAAACCUGCAGUAAGUCGAUAUACUGCUGUUCCUCCCAAAGUCCUUCGAGCAGAACCGCCACCAACUGCUGGAGGCAAACGAAAGAAGAUGAUACAAGUUUCUGAUCUACAGUUGGAGCAUGUCCAUGGCUACCGUGGGUUUGAUGCGAGAAGUAAUUUGUACUACAUCAAUGAUGGUGCUGAUAUCGUGUUCCACGCUGCUGGUGCUUGCAUAGUCCAGAAUCUGUCUUCAGGUGUUCAGUCUUUCUAUCUGAAGCACAAUGAUGACAUCAUCAGUUUGACUGUCAACCAGCACCCAAAGCUUAAAAAUGUGAUUGCCACAGGCCAGAUUGGCAACACUCCAUCCGUCCAUGUCUGGGAUGCGGUUACCAAGGAAACACUGUCGAUAAUCCGAGGGGUACACUCGAAGGGUGUGUGUGCUGUCGACUUCUCCUGCACUGGGAAAUACUUGCUGACAGUGGGACUGGAGGAGGAACAUAAUGUGGCUGUGUGGAGGUGGCAGGAUGGAACCAAAGUUGCCAGUGCUCCAGGUCAUACCCAGAGAAUAUUCCAGGCCGAGUUCCGUCCUGAUUCCGACAGUCAAUUUGUGACAGUGGGUGUGAAACAUGUCAAGUUCUGGACAGUAGCUGGAAGUCAGCUAGUUGGAAAACGGGGAAUUCUUACAACUACAGAGUCGGGAAUAAACAUCAAAAAGAUGCAGACGAUGUUGUCAGUGGCAUUUGGAGCAAACAAUUUGACAUACACUGGAGCUCUGAGUGGUGAUGUGUAUGUUUGGCAUGACAACACAUUGGCUCGAUUGGUACAGAAGGCACACAAUGGUCCUAUCUUUACCAUGUUCACAACUCUGCGGGAUGGCCUCAUUGUAACUGGAGCCAAGGAAGUGCUGUUGAAAGACAGCGGACCCGUCAAACUGUGGGAUCAGGACAUGAAGCGAUGUAAAGCAUUCGCCAUCAGUGAAGGGGUAAAGAAAGCAGACAUUGUCAAGUCGGUCUGCAGACUAAAGGGUAAAAUUCUGGUUGGUACUGGAGACAACAAUGUUUUGGAGAUUUCUGAGAAGAACGGAGCGAUCCAGGUGAUAGUGUCGGGUCAUGGAGAAGGGCAGGUGUGGGGUCUAGAUCGACAUCCAGCAUCAUCACAGUUUAUCACAGCCAGCUUUGAUGGAUCAGUUUGCCUCUGGGAUGCGUCUGCUAAGUCUCUUCUUGCCAAACUGGAAGUAGGAGCUGCGAGAUCUGUGGCUUUCAGCACUAAUGGUGAGAUGAUUGCAGUGGGGCUCAAAACGGGAGAAUUCCUCAUCCUCAUGACUAAUGGUUUGACACUUUGGGCCAAGAAACGAGACCGGUCCGGAGCGAUCAAUGACAUCCGGUUCAGUCCAGAUGGAAAAUACCUGGCUGUCGGUUCUGACGACAGUUGUGUAGAUUUCUACGACAUCAGUCAGGGACCAGGUUUGUCACGAGCUGGAUUCUGCACAGGUAUUCCCAGCUUUGUCAUACAGAUGGACUUCUCUGCAGACAGCAAUUACAUCAGGGUGAGUACAGGAGCAUACAUCAACCAGGUGUUCAAAGUGCCAGGGGGAGCGAUUGUUGAGGACCUUGCCAUCACCAGCAAGAUAACAUGGGCUACCUGGACUAGUGUUCUAGGAAGAGAGGUUAUUGGAAUAUGGCCCAAGGACUCGAGCAAUGCUGAUGUGAACUGUGCACAUCUCUCUCAUCUGGGCAAUGCCUUAGCAACUGGAGAUGAUUCUGGCUAUGUCAAGCUCUUCAAUUUCCCAUGCCCUGAAAAAGAUGCACCGCACAAGAAGUUUGUUGGACACUCGGCCCAUGUGACAAAUGUUCGCUUUACCUGUGAUGACAAACACCUGAUCAGCAUAGGGGGAGAUGACUGCUGUGUCUUUUUAUGGAAGUGUUUCUAAGAGAGCUGUAUCUCAUUUGACUAUAGACACUGCCGAUUUCACAUGGUGACUUCAAGCUGUUUACAUUACGCAGUCAGUGAUUUUUGAGACUGAACCAAGGACUGUAUUGUUUUGUAUUAUUUCAUAGGCGGUGUUUAGAAUUAGAUGACAAUUUUUUCACUCAAUCUGAUCUCACCUGUGGACAUUUCACUGCAGUCUGCCUAUCUAACUACCAUUGAACAUUACGAACCACAUCACGUUUGUCUCAUUAUUCAGCAAAUUAUAGACCGCCAUUCUUUUGCUGAGGAUUGGGGUUUUGUGAGCAGUGUAUUAAAAAAAAUUGGUUAUAGCUGGAGUUAUUUAUCCAGUUUUUAAAAAACAAAAUAUGACAUUUAUAUCGAAUUCCAAAUCUUUGACUGUGAUAGAAUUUUUUCUUCUUCUCUUUUUGCCUUGUAUUCCUGUUAAUUUUUUUUUACAUUUUAUUAAUGUUUAUAUAUUGUCAAGUUAUUUUCUGUUUGUGUAAUUGAAACCAGGAGAUCUUGGUGAUGGCAGCAUCACCAUAAAUAUACACCUUGAAAUUAAUUAAGCACCAACAAGUUUUGACCAUGUGACAUAUUUCGCAAGUAAUUCUGACUAUUUUAUGUCCACACUAAAAAUAAUGUUCUUUGUAUACUGACAUUAAAAAAGAUUGACAGCAAGUAAGAAUGUUAUUACAUCAAUAUUAAAUGUAUUCUAGAGGAAAAAAGAAAGGCACUGCAUAUAUGAGGAGCUCGUAGGAGCUGUAAAUAUGCAUGGAAAUGUAUGGUAAUUAACUUUGGAGUUGGAAUCACAUUGAUGUGGUAAAAACUCUCAAUAUCUAUCUGCCUUUUUGACUAAAAAACAGUUCAAAUGGUGCUUGAAUAAUUUCAAGGUGUUUAUUAUGUUGUGUUUAAGGCAGUUAUAGAUUUGAUAGUCAUUUCAUAUAUUCAGUUUUAUUUAAUGUUACAUAUAUUCUCAUUCAUUUAGGGUAUAAAUUCUUGUUUGUAACAGUUUUAGACAUCAACUAUUUUUUUCCCCAGAAUUUGUAACCAAUUGCUUUAUUAAAGUAAUCCUAAUGUAGAAUCUAAAUAUCAAAUAAUCAUAAACAUUUAAUAGACUUGUGCCUUGAAUAUAACCUGUUGUAGAAAGUUCAUAAGAAUAUUGUAAUUAUAUAUUCUAGCAGGAUUUUAAUUGUUUUAUUAUAUAAAAAGUAUCUAUAGUGA